Molecule: messenger RNA, 3849 nt
Organism: Varanus komodoensis (Komodo dragon)
Lineage: Eukaryota; Metazoa; Chordata; Lepidosauria; Squamata; Varanidae
Gene: ZNF219
Product: zinc finger protein 219
Exons: 5
Coding region: 172-2508 (778 amino acids)
Biological process (GO): regulation of DNA-templated transcription
Cellular component (GO): nucleus
Molecular function (GO): DNA-binding transcription factor activity, RNA polymerase II-specific; RNA polymerase II cis-regulatory region sequence-specific DNA binding
Source: RefSeq, a predicted model, not a curated record
CCCAGCCCCGACGACGCGGCGGGUCCCCGGAGCGCCCCCUCCUCCGCGCCGCCUCGCCGUGCGCCUUGCCCAUGCUCCUGCCUACCUACCUGCUAGGUGUGACAUGUCAAGUUACCUACCGUGGGCUGCCCUUUCACCAAUCAACAACUGAAGCAUGUGAUCAGGAGCACCAUGGAGGGCGCAGAUUACCAGUUGCCUUCUGCCAACCCAGCCAGUGUGGUUCUGCCUUCUCCCUCCUCCUCCUCCUCCUCCUGCGAUGGAGCUGACACCCUGGCUUUCAAUGGCGAGCUGGACCUGCAGCGCUACUCCAACGGGCCAGGGGGCCCCGGGGGUGAGGCCCGCCCCUACCCUUGCCCCAUCUGCGGCAAGCGCUUCCGCUUCAACAGCAUCCUGGCCCUGCAUACACGCAUCCACACCGGCUCCUACCCUCUCACCUGUCCCUACUGUGGCCAUCGGGCGGGCCAGCGGGCCAGCCUGCGCCUCCACUUGCGCUCUCACUGCCCUGAGGCCCGGGCCCGCCUCAGCCACCAGAGCCGCCUGCUCCUGGAGCUGGAGGAGCGGGCGCUUCUGCGGGGCCAAGAGGAGGAAGAGGAGAAGGAGGAGGAGGAGGAGGGGGGCCCUGUUGCUCCUGUUCCACCUCCACCCAUGCCUACUUUCCGCUGCCCAUUCUGCAAGGGCAAGUUCCGCACGGCGGGCGAGCGGGAGCGCCACCUCCGUAUCCUCCAUCAGCCGUACAAGUGUGGGCAGUGCUCCUUUGCGGCCGCCCAGGAGGCAGAGCUGCAGUGGCACAACCAGCAGGCUCACGGCCUUCCUGCGGUGAGGCCACAUACCCCUCCUGCCCCUGUCGCCCCCACGAAGGCCCUGCCCGCCCCUCCGGCCUGCACUCCCGCCACACCUCCUGCCGCCACUCCGACCGAGUUCCGCUGCCAGGUGUGCGGCCAAGCCUUCACCCAGUCCUGGUUCCUCAAGGGCCACAUGCGGAAGCACAAAGACUCCUUCGACCACAAGUGCCAGGUGUGCGGGCGUGGCUUCAAGGAACCGUGGUUCCUCAAAAACCACAUGAAGGUCCACCUCAGCAAGCUGGGCCUCCAGAGUGAGCAGCGAGGGCCGGGGCCCGGGCCGGGGCCCGGGCGGUCAGCCCAAAGCCUGCUUGUGGGUUGCGAGGCACUGUACCCUUCACUCCUCUCCCCUCUGCCCACUGACAAGGCUGGCGCAGGGAAUUUCUUGGGCUACGGUGAUGCGAGCUGUGCGGAGCGCCUGCAAGCCACAGCGCGGGCUGUGGAGAGUGGCCAGCACUGGAGGGAGCGGCCGUACACAGGGGGGCCUAAGCUUGUGAGAGAAGACCCGGGAGGGAGCCAUCGCUGCCCGGACUGUGCCCGGACCUUCGGAACAUUCCAGCAGAUGGCCUUGCACCGGCAGAGCCACCAGCCCCGCGAGCGAGAGUGGAGCAAGGGACAGUCCUUGGGCUCUCAGCUUCCCGCAGGACACUGGCUGCCCGCAAACGUGCGUGCCUCGGCCGCAGGAAACAGCAACCCAGCUCUGCUGACCCAGGAGGAGAAGGAUAUGCAGGGGCAGUCGCGCCUGGAUGGAUCCCGAAGGGGCACAGGGAAAGAUUGUCCAUUCUGUGGAAAGUCCUUCAGAUCCUCCCACCAUCUCAAGGUUCACCUCCGGGUCCACACAGGCGAGCGCCCAUACAAAUGCCCUCACUGUGACUAUGCUGGCACCCAGUCUGGGUCCCUCAAGUACCACCUGCAGCGUCAUCACCGGGAGCAGAAGAGUGCCGCUGCUGCCGCAGCUGCUGCUGCUGCAGGAACACUGGAACGAUGCCACGUACCCCUGGCUCCCACGGCAGUCCCUGCCUUUCCUCCUGCACAGCUCGCCAAGAGCCAAGGGAAGUUCCUCCCUUUGGGGGGCUCGGGCACAGCUCGGUCCCGCCCAUCCCGCCGCAAGCCGCUGCUAAAUGGGAAGGCCGACUUCCAGCCCUUGGACCUGUCGCUGCGCCCAGCCUUGGCAGGAGGAGCACUUCACCGCUGCCAGUUCUGCCCCUUUGCCACCUCCGCUCCGGAGCUCAUGGAAUUACACCUUCAGGUCCAUCAUAGCCGAAAAGCUCGUACCCGCCGCUGCUCCCACACGGCCCCCAAGCCUCAGGUGGUGGUGGAGGAUGAGGUGCCUGAGCCUCAGAGCCCCCAGCUGAAAGGACCUGAGUCCCUGAGCCCAAAGGGGGAGACCACCAAAGCUCUGAACCUCUGGCAUUCUGAAGGCCAGGGGGAACCUCCCAGGCCUGAGUUGCCUCGAAGGAAGCGGAACCCCGAUGGAGCAAGAGUGGCCAGUCUCUCUCCUGGAGCUGUGCCAGCUCAGCAAGGCUGGGAGGGCCUGUCUCAGGACUCUGAGGAGCCAAGACCCAAGGAGAAGUUGCCAAGCCCCAUGAUCCAAAAGGGGUCUCACCAGGAGGCAUCCAAGACAGGCCAAGGCCUGAUGGAAUUGCAGUUGGAGCCAGUGCAGGCCUGAAUGUGUCUGCCUUGCACACAGAAAGCAGUUCUGAACCUGUUUAACUGUCGUGAUGACUUCCAACCAAGGGACCCUGGCAGCAGUAGCUCUAUUCCACGAAAGUCCUAUUCUCCAUUAAAGAAUCCUGAACACCUACAAAACUACAGUCCCCAGCAUUCAUGGGCAGGGGCCUUCGAGAGCCCAUAGCUUAGUUGUAGAGCAACAUGCUUUGCAUGCCUUAAGGUCCCAGGUUUCAUCCUUUAUAUCUCUAGCUAAAAGAGGUAGCAGGGCUCAGAACGCCCCCUGCUUGUGACCUUGAAUGGACACUGCCAGUUAAAGCAGACAGUAUGGGUCAAGGUGGACCAGUGGUCUGGCUCAAAUGAAAAGGCAGCUUCAUAAGACCAUUAAACCAGUUUCAGACCUGUUUACAUUUGUAGUGUAGAUGCGCAGAGACCAGGAGAGGGACCUCUUAAGAUGCUACCCCACAAAUGGUAGGGUCAUGUGCCCACCUGUGAGAGGUGCUGCCAUAGAAGGUAGUUGGGGUAUCAACUUUGACACAGCUUUCUGUUUUUAACAGCACUCACAAGUUCAGGUGGUGCGGAUGUUCUCUGUCGUGCAGCUGUUAAGAGCACAGGAGCCCCACCAUGAAAACUGGAUGGUGGGAUGGGGAAAGUUCCAACCCUGGGAGGUAGAAGAAAGAAACGGAUAUGGCAGAAGUAUGGGAUUUGUUAAGGGGCAGUAAUGCAGUGGCAGUCUUAAAAAAUCAAACAGGGUUUCAGGGUGAGGUGGUUGUGGUACGUUGGAUUCCAACCCCUUGUUCUCGCCUCAGUUCUGGGCUUGAGGCUGCUUCCUUUUGUUGCCACUGUCUGAGGAAUUGGGCCCUUAUAGGCCCUCGUUCAUGGCACUAAUGCAAGGCAGAGAGGUCCCAUGAGGGACAAGAUUCCUGUUUCAUACCUUGAAAGGUUUUGUAAAUGGAGAAUUUCUGCAUGAGCAGCUUCCCCCUCCAUUGUGCUACUAUGAAGAAGAAAGUUGAACUGGGCAAAAUUCUCCAUUGUCUACCUAUUCAUUACGCAGGAAUCCUGUCCCCGUUAGGCUGUUUACUCUGUCAGGUGCCACAGAGGCAGGGCAGGCCUCAAGAACCACUCUUGGCUUGAGGGAGCUUCCAAGUACCUGUAAUGGGACCUCAUCUCCACAGCAUCCAGGUGCCACGGUCUCUUGUGUGUGUAGCAAGUGACCCUGUACCAGUAUCUUAUCUCCGUAGUGACCUAGCAACAAAGCUUUGUUUCUAUAGUGACCUGGCACAUUGGGGAGCUUGACAACUUCUAGAGUUUUCUAUUUUUUUAUUGUUUUCUUGUAGAAAAU